Messenger RNA from Trichoderma virens Gv29-8, 372 nucleotides. RefSeq lists its product as uncharacterized. The coding region runs from base 1 to 372 and encodes 123 amino acids. NCBI's taxonomy places the organism in Eukaryota, Fungi, Ascomycota, Sordariomycetes, Hypocreales, Hypocreaceae. The transcript has 2 exons. The record is from RefSeq and is a predicted model, not a curated record.
AUGGGCUCCGUGCGUACCAAAAUCUUCCUGAUGGUAUCGCUGCCUAACGACCAUGAUGCCAAUCAACCAAACGUUGGACAGCAGCAUGAUGUAUUGGGAGACAUGAAUCCCAGUGUCGGUGUCCCUGCUCCUGUCCCUGCCCUCCCCGACUCUCCCAUGUCGGUGCCUGCUAUCCGUGACCCGGACAGGAAUGAUAUUAUCAUGGGUUGUCGACACUACUGGUCUGAGUUUUGUGGUAACACCCGGGAUGAGAGGCAGUGUGAACUAUGCCGAUACUAUCUUCCCAAGGUGGUGUGGAUCUGUGUCCGUGAUUGUAAGAUAAAAAUUUGUAUGCGAUGUCGCAGAAAUAACUACUGGGUUGGGUCGCUGUAA